Molecule: messenger RNA, 19956 nt
Organism: Xyrichtys novacula (pearly razorfish)
Lineage: Eukaryota; Metazoa; Chordata; Actinopteri; Labriformes; Labridae
Source: the annotation of a GenBank genome assembly
GCUGCCAUCUGCAGCCACGGAGGACGGGAAGAAGACAACAGAGGAGCGUACCUGAUUGAGGUACAUGUUUGACAAGAAAACCGAAAUUAAAGAGUAUUUUUGAUGUUAUUUACUCUCUAUAGCUAGAGGUAAAAAUCAUCUAAACUUCUUUGCUCUAGAAAAGAACCUAAAUAUAAAUUAAAGGUCUGUUAUUGGAUUUUCGACAGACUGCUUUGCUAACUUUCCACAAACCCUAAGGGAUGCUUAGGCGUAAAAUUAAUUUAGGGUCAAACACACCGUACCACCGAGUUAGACCCCCCCUCCAGAGAUGAAUGUUGUCGACCACUUGCUUCUCUAGUUAUUCCAACUUUAGUAACAACCGCAGGAUAGCAAUACAGAGAGACAUACGCUCAACCAAAACGCCACUCUAUAGCCACAAAUAAUGCUCAGAACAGCACCUAACUUCAUCAACAGGACAUAUAGGGUCACAGACAUAGUACUAGACACCAAACAUCUUUUUAACUUUGACUCAUUUCUUUAGCUCAUUUGAAGUGUUGUCUGUUUAUUUUGACAUGAUACCUCUUAAAUCUUUGUGUUCUAGUAAAAAUCUCCCCCUUCUGUCUGCAUAUCAAAAUAAAACAUGUAUACUAUAUUCCCUUGUAUAAAACGUUUUCAUUUUACUAACCUGUUUAGGGCCGAACAAGGCAAAACUAUUUAGUGUGUGGCAAAAAGAAGAAGUCUGAAAAAUAGCAGAAAAAUGUGCUAGCAGAAUUAAGCUUCUUUAUGUUUGCACACUUCUUAUAAUCUCUCUAACCCUCAGGUUUUAUCUUUGGACUCUUCAAACUGGCUUUUCUCCUGAGCUGGGUACCUCUAAGCAAAAAAAAGUGACCUGCAGAGUGAAGCAUGAAGUUUGAUCCAGGUCUUUAUUUACUGAGGAAAAUAUGAAAUCUCCUGUUGCAUGUUUUGGAUCAUGAGGUAAACAUGUUGAAUUUUUAUAUUAUUACUGACAGAUAUGUGCAUCACUAGCCCACAAUUGUCCCAACACUCAAUUAAAGACACAUUAAAACUCCAAAGGCACUCUGUAGUGAGUUUACAACACACAUUUAUUCACAUAGCAUGGUGUUAAAUGCAAAAUCUACACGAAUGCUGUAAUACUAGUACAAAACAUGUACACUUAAGGGAUCAACUUUGCUGCACCACCAUUCACACUUUUAACACUAUAGCUUAAAAUGCACUUUGCUGAAAAUACAUACUUUAACUUAGUGUAAAAGGAUAAAUAUCUGUUAAGUUUAGAAAUUCUUUUGUUGUUUUUGAAGGAGGAAAUUUGAGCAAACACUUCUUCUUCUUUUAGAAAGGCAUCUUUCUGUAGAUAUGAUGGAUGACCUGGAGGUCACAGAGGUCUUCAGCGUAAGUCAGGAUUAGAUAACUCUGAACAUAAGCUGAGCUAAGGUAAAAAAGGACCCGUGGACAUGGGGCUCUUUAACCGCAGAUUAUGCAAACUAAAACUAGCUGUAUACCGAUUUCCUUUUUAUUAUUUUUGUGUAUUAUCUAAAUUAAAAUGUCAAAUGUACACCUUUAAAAACAGGUUUUUUUUUUAACUAUUUAUAAUCUGAGCCAUAGUUUAGUUCUUAAAGUUUCAUUUCACAGACACAAUAAUUUUGUUUUCAAAUGCAAUAGAACAAAAUUACGUCCAGUAAUAUACAAAUAUCAGAAUGUCAAACAAGCAAAUGUUAAAAAACAUCAUCUAACUUUUUAAACUUGCUCACUGAAACUAGACAAAAUCGUUACCUUUAAACUUCUCAUCUGGAAUUCAGAAGCCAUGUAAGUGGGCACAGCAGGCGUAAUCAAUACUGCAACAUGGUAGAAGAUAUUUGCACGUCUCAGCACCAGUCAGGCCUCUGAAAGCUGAUGUCACCAGGCUAAAUUUAGCCUUUGGCUCGUGAUGGGCACAUCAGAGCAUUAUUUAUGUUAGGGGUUAAAAAUAUACAGUAUUCCCCGGUGACUGAAAGAGUAAUGACCAGUGCUGCAAGAUCACGUGUGGAGGGAGUUUUUGUUCAGCAGUACUGGGAUCUGCUCUUUCUCUACUCUACAAAUAAUCUAAAGCUUUUAAUUCACACGCUAAGUCAAAUUAUCAGCCUUUUCAAUUCUAAGAUGUUUGUAGCUCAUCCUGAGGUCAAAGGCCAAAGAGGUCAGUAUGAGAGACACAAAUAGCUGCUAAGAUGUGCAGAGAUGACAUAACUGGGGCACUCUGGAGAAGUUUCUCUGCAGAUUUGCAAAAAUGAGAGAAAGUCCAAACUGAAUUUAUCCGUGAAGGAGCAUUAAUGCAUUUCAGUUUAUUUUCUAUUGCAGAAAAAUUGGGUCACGCAAAGUCUCUGUGAAAAAAACAGAUGUAGUCUCAGUGGCAUUACAUAAUGUUCCCUGCAGAGAUGUUUUCAAGAUGUCGUAGAAAUGAGGUGCAGAGAUCUAAAUGUUUUUGAACUGGGGCUGCAAACAUGUUUAAUUUAGCUGUAAACUGGAAAUUUAAAUAUGGGCUCCGGUAGAGAUUCCUGAGCUUUUAGGACCAGUCUGCUUGGAACUUCCUGUUUUAACCAUGCACUUGUUGACUAGGAGUUAGGACUUGAAUGGGGAGGUACCUCAACUUGGAGCUCAUCAGCUUUGACCUGAAAUUCAGUCGAGACCCAAAACUGGACCUGUUGUUUUUGAACGACUUGAUGGGUUUUUGUCUUGACUUGGAACUUGUUAAAGUUGACCUAAUUACAGACUAUGCAGCCUUGACUUGGAAACCUACCGGGACUUGAUAGUUGUUUGUUUUGACCUGGAAAUUGACUUGGGGAAUGCCUUCUCCAGAGAACGGUCAGUCUUGACUUGAAUUUGUUGUCCUUGGUUUUUGAUCGUCAACCUUUAGUUGCACUUGUUGACCCUUUUAUCAAGAACUCGUUGGUCUUAUCUUAGGACUUGUUGACUGAGUUGACGGUCUACGAUGACUUCAAAGUUGAUUUAACUUGGAACUUACUGGUUUCUGAUGGAAGCUUGAAAGUGGAACUUGUAACUGGACCUGUGGUUUUUAACUUGUGAGUUAUUGAGCUAAACUUUGGAAAUGUUUGAAAACAUCGUACUUUUGGUCUUGACUUAGCUCAGGACUUGUUGAACUUGGGAAUUGUAAUCUUGACUUAGGGCUGAAUGGUGUAAAGUCAAAUUGGAACUAGUUUGUCGUGGGUGUAGAUAAUGUAACCUUAACUUGGUGACCUGGACUUGUUUUCUUAACUUGACCCUGAUUUGGGACUUGUUUGUUUUGACUUGGUUUCACUUGCCUUAACUUGAGACUUCUUGAUCUUGAAAUUAGACUUAAGUUGAGACUCAGGCUUUAACUUGUAACUUGGUGACCUGGAUUUGAAACUUGUUUUUCCUGACUUUGGAUUUAUUUGCUGGGAGUUGAACAUCGUCCCACUUUUCUCGAGACUGGAUCUGGACUUGCAACUUAAGGUCUUGGUUUAAGACUUGAUGAUGUUUAUUGGGCUUAAAUUGAGACCCACAGACUUGGGACUUUUUGAUCUGUACUGGAGAUUUCUUCUCCUUCACUUGGCAUUUGUUUGUCUUUCUCCAAGACUACUUUGUCUCGACUCAAGAAACUUUCUUUUUAAACUUGAAAUUUAACUUUUUGUCUUUUUUAGCAUCUUUGUGAACUCAUGUUUGGAGCGCUGCCGUCUUCUUCUUGUCGGAAGUAAACAAGCACACGCUGAUUCAGAAUAAAGUGACUUUUAGCCUGGAUUGUAACUCUGUAAAGUCAGCGGACCUGUGCCAGAACCAAACAGGAAUCAUGUAUACAAACAGGAGAAGACGUGACUAUUUUAGGAGCACACUAUAUAGCAACAAGGACGUAUGGACUCUCAUGUUCUGCAGGAAUUCACAGCCUGCAGUUCAGCCGCUUCUGUUCCUCCUGAGACAGCAGGCGUCCCCCUCCUCACCCCUCCCUCUCCCAGAGUCAGAGCCCCUAGCAGGUGAUCCUAGACGAUCAGUUGGAGGCUGACAGCGACGUGUUGGACUCUCAGCUGGACAGAUUUAGCAGCUGCUACAGAAACAGUGUGCCAAACGGGGGCCGGUGAGCGUUACUCUGCUCUACUCCUGCUCCUUCAAACACCUUCAGGAUAACAGCGACGCUAGGUAAGGCGUUACAAAUCCCCUUAAAUCCAAAAUGGAGAUACAAGACGAAGAGGAGAGCGGCCGAACAUCACCCACCUUUGAGUACAAGGCAGCUCACCAGGCGCUGAGGGAUCGCUGGAAGAAUACCGACGACACCAUGUGCCGCCACAGCAUGUCCUUCCACCUGCACCACACGGUGAGGAGCGAGUUCUUCGCCAGCUACCUGUACCUGGUGGAGAAGAUCCCUCUGGGUAAGAAGCAGGGCGACACAAAGCUGCAACCUCACACCAGUCAAACAGUGGGGAGGUCAAGAUCUUUAACUUUGACCCUGUUAUUGUUGGAGAAGCAUGCUGAGGGUUUCUGCGUGUUUUUGUUUGAGUUUAAUUUCACUGAUAAGAAACAACUGAGAGUUUAGAACAUGCAGCUCAGCAAACAUCAACUUAUCAGCUGAUUAAAGUCACAAAGGCGUGUGUUUGAUAGGAAAAGUCUGCCCUGAAAAUCCCCCCAACAAUGCCUCAGUUAAAGUCAAAAUCACAGCUCUGUUUAAAGUGAUGAUUGAUUAUCUGUUAUGGUAAAAAAAAAACAGAAAACAAAUGACUGUUAAAAGGACGGAAACACGCUUUUAAAAAGUAAAGUGUGACUGUAAGAGCAAAAACCUGAAUUAUAAUUAUAAUUCUGAAUAAUAAUUUGGGGUCUUAGGUUGUGCAGAAAGUCAGUGGUGUGGCCAGAACCCAAUUAAGACCCGCUUACAUGAUCAUAUAUCUAUAAAAUAUCAAAGAUCAACUAUCUAUACUGAUGCCAAUAUAGAUACUAAUGUCAUGUGCAGUUGUGUGCUCCUCUGUCUACACCCUGUGUGAUUUAUGAUUGUCCUUGUCAUCAUAUCCAAAAACAUGUGCUUGCAUGUUGCAUAUAAACCUUUCAAAUGGUAAUAAAUUAAUCUACAUAUUUACAUGAAAGGCACUUUGUAUCUGUGCAUGUAUUAGCAUCAUGAAUGCUUCACUAAUGUGGUCAUAACGGCAUUUUAGGAGUGUUGGAGUAUUCGUAUGAAAAGAAGCUUUGCUGUAAAAACGUGCAAAAGUAAGAAAAAGGCUGAGAUGACAAUUUAACACAUUAGAUAUGUGACUUUCUAUUCGUCUUUUUGCAUAACUUGAAUCUAUACUGACGUUUUUUACGCUUUGUGAGCUUUUUUUCUGCCCAAUCUUAUUUAGCAUCCACUUUACAUGCUGACUUUUACUUUAAAUAACAAAAAUAUAAACUGUAGUUUAUGUUUGCAAGCACAAAUUUGCAGAAUGCAUUUAAAUAAAUCCCUGUAUAGAUGUAGAUGCAUAGAUCUAAGCUUUGCUGCUUUAACCGUAUUUGGACUUUGCUGUUGGCAAAUGUAAACAGACUUCAGAUAGAGAGGUAUUUUCGGCUGCAUACAGACAUGCUAAAUACAUUUGAUAUGUGGACUGUAAGUGGUCCAUAUGUUCUAUCUGCACAUGUUAACAUAUCAACAUAAUCUGAUGAGCUAUUAGCAGUCAUGUAUGAGCCUCAGUGUUCUCAGGUAGCUGCUCCAUCAGCCUGAAACUGUUUUGAAAAGUAAGAUUGAAAUUUGAGAGUCAGUUACAGGAAGAUAACAUGAUGUUCCAGAUUCAGAUCAAAUCAGGAUCAAUGAAGUAUUUCUUCUUCUUCUUAAACGGACCGGGUCGCUCUGACCGUAUUUCCAGAAACCGUGAACAUGAAGAAUAAAUGAGCCUCGGUCAGAACCGUCCUGGUUCUACUUCAUCUCUAAGGUGUUGUCAACAGGUGCAGCUAAGUAACAUCCGAGUCAUUUUGCCUCUCGGGACUCGGUGGUCUUGUCAGAUAAGAUAAGAAGAACUUUAUUAAUCCCUGAAGGAAAAUUCAAUUGUCUGUUGUCUCACAUAGUAUGUCUCUAAAAGUUUUCUACUAUUUACACAAGAGUUAUAAAGUCUGAUGGUACAAAAGAUCUUCUGAAUCUUUCUGUCCUGCAGUGAAGAGAGAGGAGCCGUCCACCACCAUUGGCCCUUUGGUCCAUCAAGGUGUUGUGAAGUGGGUGAUCCAUGUUCUUGAGAAUAGUCUCCACCUUCCUCAGGUGGAGACUAACUAACUUUAGUUGGUUUAGACUUGUUGGUCAUCAGAGCGUCAGAAACGACCUGGUUCUGGUUUUUAGACUAAGAGGGAUCAUCCUUUGGAGCGGACAUUAACUGUUUGACAUCCUUCAUCAGCCGUGAAGAGAGUUUCUGUUCCACAUUCACAUUUUUGUUUAGUCCUUGCAGCGUCGAGUCAAACUCUCUCAGACUUCAUAGAUUUGGCCAAACGAUGUUGUUGGCAUGUUUCAUGGUUUUGUGUAUCUGUUGUUGCCUAGCAGCUGUUUUUCCCGUCUCUCUCUCUCUCUGUCCUCCUCAGUCAUUUGUUUGGCCGUGUUUUGUUUACCUGUUACUUCCUGUUUGCUGAGUCGGCAGCCCUGUUCUUUAGCAAAGACAGUAAGGAUGUAAGAUACCUCACUCCUCUGCAGAAAACAGUCUUAUGACCACGUCCAGCAUGAAAACCAGUCAUCAAUCUGCGACGUAGACACUCCUAAUUCUUCCAAAUCAGUACUCCGAAGAAGCAGACAGUCUUUGAAAUCUUCACUUCAGAACAUAAAGGCAUGAACUCCAGACUUACAUAAUCCCCGUCAGGCUGCACUCACAUCCAUACCUGAGACCCAAACCUGCAGAAACAGGAGAUCCUGACCUGUUGGCCAUUCUGGACUCUGAGACGGCUUAUUUUCUAACCACUAACUCGAUAUGAGGCCCAUUAAUGGAAAGGCACGCCGAGCAUUCAGGCUCUUACUCAUGUCAGUCAGUGCUUACAUGACAGAGAGAGGGCUGCGGUCGGAUUAUUUACCAACAGCUCUGACAGCCUGAAACAGUCUGAACACGACGGUAUUUCUCUUUUUAUGUCUUCAUAUAGUCGACGACGACGGAGGAGGAGGACGCUUCAAAAAUAAAAACUUUUUACUGUAUGGAGGAGUUUCACUAACCGAAAUCUUCUGAUCCUGCAUCGACCAGUUUAAUAGACUUGUGCGGUUUCUUUGAAAGUCAAAGGUCAGCCAGGCCUCUCACCUCUAAUGAGCUGCUUCACUCUAAAGGUGUGACAUCAAGAGCAUGGCGGCGUCGGACCAACACUUUCUUGGCAGUCGUCUUCAUCGUCACGCCGUCGUCCGCCCCUUCACGCGACCUAAAGCUGCCGUCUCUGCCAGGUCCGAACCCUGGAGCGUGGGCACCUGCCAGGAGAGUCUCGUCAUGUUUCGCUUGUUUCUACACCUUGUUUUCGGCGUGACUUCCAGGUGCUGAUGGAUUCGCUCUCCUUCUUGGCUCUCUGCCUCAUCUUGAAGUUCCUCCCGACCAAGGACAGAGUCCAGCUGGAAAUAAAUCCGCCCUCUUUAAAUUUCUCUUCGGUGUCAUUAAUUCUGCUGCUGGACAUCCUUGACAAGUGGACAGACAUUCCCCGAUGACCCCUCCAGGCAGGGGAACGUGUCAUGUAAGCCGUCGGAUAUGUCGCGUUCAUUCUGCGGGAUUUAUUUCAGCUCAGCAGAGCGGAGGCAGGAGGAGGACGGGAGAGUUUAGGAAGCCUGGUGUUCAGUUUGUUAAUGCCACAGUAUGUCAUCGGCAUCAGUGUGUAAAAGAACGACAGAGGAGUUCAACCACUCAUCUAAACCCAGACUGAUAACUGAAGUGUUCCCGGCUGAGGACUGGGAUUACAGUUUCCACGUUGGUGAAAGCCUCAAAAGCUUGUUGGAGAUGAAUCUGCCUGUGUGUGAUCUUAUGUCACAUAACAGCUGAGCCGAGUGUAAGAGAAGCACGACUCGGCUUUAUUUUUAGUCUUCUGGUAAUCAAAUUAUCUCUCUGCUCCUCCUUAGAGAUGAUCUUAAAGACAGACAGUCUUCCUCCUCUUCUUACUCACCCGUCCAGUUUAAUUAUCUGCCUGUUUUUUUACCUAAAACCAAAAUCACUAAAUGAUUGCUGUGGUGCAAAUUUUAAACAAAGUGGAAACCACUUGAGUUGGAAAAUGAAGCUAACCCCCAAUUUCCACCCCAUUCAGAACAGCUCUGCUACGAAACGGCGGCGAUUUUCACCGUCCGCCAAUUCUCACUGGAUCCAUUUGUGAGUCAAGUUUCUUGAUGGAUUUGGGACAGCAGUGUGGUAACCAGUUGUCUCUCUAAAGACAGACACAUAGACAUAUAAGCAGUAGAUUGUGUCCUUCCAGAGGAGGAAAUCUACUUCUAGACUUCUAGAAUCAGCAUCUCCUCAUCCAUGGUGUCAUCGGGGUGAAAUGACGUCUAAAAACCUUUCACUUGUUCGUCUCCGCCCGUUUGCAUGGUGUGAAAUACGAUCCUCCUGAAACACGGAGUGUUUUAUUUUGAAAAGAAGCCGGAUGUUUUAUUUUGUGUCUGUGCCCGACUUCCUUUCCAGCACGGGUUAAUCUGUGCUGAAUUUAUCCGCCAUGCUCCGGCGUCCAGAAAAAAUAGAACUCUUGAGAUCAGCUGUUGAAGUUGUGGAAGUGCAAAAGCUGCAGUUCCAUGAGUGUCCACUUGAGGCUGUGUGCACAAGCCAAGUACAUGUAGUAGCAACAUCACCUUUGUGUUUAUCACCAGCAUCUCUGGAGUUUAAUAACAGAAAAGAUGGACCUUGAAACCGUCAGAAAGGGGAGCCUUGAAACAGACCAUAAGCAUAAACAGUCAGUUUGUGAUUUACGGUCACGCCUCAAGUUUUAUACCAUCUCUAAGGUUCAACAAUUUUUGCUCUUUAUGAAUAAUUCAGUGUUUUUGCAAAGAUGCAGAGUUCAGACCGGGGAAGUUCUGCAUGUGGGCCUAGGGCUGGGCGAUAUGACCUCUAAUCAAUACCACGAUAUAUUGAUCAGUUCACCUCGAUAACGAUAAAUGGACGAUAACUCCUCCACAAGCUGCUCACCCCCUCCCACAUUAACUUCGUCUACUUCAGCUGCUCCAACUUUUGAACCGUCCUCCACCUCCUCACCUGUCUUUCCCUCUUUGUUACUUCAGUAUCAGUAAAUUUUCGGUUCAUCACCCCGCCCUAUGUGGGCCUAGGUAAAAACCAGACUAACAAAGAUGGUGAGGAGGUGUCUGCAGAUGUAACCAAGUCCAGCACUGACCACCUCCAUCCAUGAUUCUUGAUGUUUACUCAUGACCAAAUGCUUCCUGACUGACCCUGACUCCUCCCCCUCUUCCUGCUCACCUGUCCGUACAGUGAAGCUGUUUCCUGUCACCUGUGAGUACAUCAAAGGUGAGAAGCAGUUCUACUACAGAGCCCAGCAGUUCUACGAGGACGUCCCCGCCUCAGAGGAGGGCAUGAUGGGAGAUUUCAUGGAGAUAUCCAACGUCGAUCUGGAAGGUUCCCGGCAGUUCCUGAAGAGGUUUGUGGUGAGUCAUGAAACAAACUCACAUUUCUCUCUUCUUAAGGCUUCAAACAGAUCUGAGUGACAUUUAAGACGCUGCAGCAGGCCUCGAACCUCCGUCCACUAAUAGAUCCAUUUACACUGCAGCAGUUCUCUCUAUUUAAACAUGUCAGGAUCUAUUCUGAGUGAAGAAUUCAUCAUCCGGACUUUAAAAAGAAUCUCUCCUCCUUCUAAUGAGGGAGGUGCAGCUACUAAAAGUGGCACACGGAUGAUGCCAGACCCAUAAACGCCACAAACAGAGCGAGCUGGGCCAACUGAUGCCAGUGAGUUUGUAAAACAGAGAUUUAAUGUGAUUAUACUGGAGUUAGAAGAUAAAUGUCUGUCUUUAUGAAACAUCGAGAACAAGUUUGAGCUUCUUCACAUGAACACAGGUUCGAGUCCUGAAGGUUUAAAGUUGUACUUUUGCACAGGCGAAAUAAGGACACAGGAAAUAAGGCGCUGAGUAUAACAAAUCUAAAUUGCAGCUGCUUUUCUGAUUAGUUUUAAAUCAUCCUGCUGCCAUCUUUGAUUUUUAUUUUUGCAGGUAUUUUUGAAUUUGCAUCGUUCCUUCUUUUGCAGAAAGUUUCUCCCGUCUGCAUCCUAAUGAUAAGCACAGAUGAUCAUUUAUAUCAGUCCAAACAUAAACUUUCCUACACUCUAUUACACCAUGAUACAGUGACUGACAGGGCGAAUUAACCAGCAACAGUCCGAACAAUUUCUAUCAUGAAAAAAAGCAAGUAAAGAAAUUAUGCUGCUGAAGAUGAAACGACUGCACAAACAGGCUGCAAACACAAAAACAAUGCAGAGACUGAAACUGUAAAGUUAGCUGCAGUAAAAUGACCAUAUUAAGUGAUUUGACACCUUAUUAUUAUUAUUAAAAGUACUGCCUCAGUACCUGUGCUCCUUUAUUCACUUGUUGAUGAGUGUUUACUUUAUCUCAAGUCAUUAAAUCAUCAAUAUUUUCAAUAUUUUCUUCUGCCUGAAGAAGUUUUCAGUUUAAUUAGCAAAGAAAAUAAAUAUUAAGUUUAAAGCUCCCAUUAGGAAUGUCCAGUUUGUGUUGACUUUGGCGCCCCCUGUGGACAAAGGGACACCUCUUUGUUGGUCUCAUUCUGUAGUCGUGUAAAUAGUAAAUUUUUGCUGCCAUUACAGGCAUCAGAAAUAAAAACACAGAAAUGGUCGGUCCUGCUGCUGCUGCUGGUUUUGUUUGUUUUAGUCGAUCAUAUGAAGUCCUCUCUGUAAAUUUUAGUUAAUCUAAUAUCCAGUCGUAUUAAGUUUGCAGAUAUUUACCUCUGUGAUCAUGUGAGUGUGUGUCAGUGUGUGCUGAAGGAUGUUUUGGGGGGGUGUAUGUGCUAAUUCGGGGGAUGGCUGUGGCCCAGAGUCCGGGUUAUUUAGAGGAUCAGUUUUUAAAGAGAGCUAAUUAUAACCUGCUAAGAACAGACGCUUUAAAGAAACUGGAGGCGGCUUAUAGAGAUACUUUAACUCUGCUGUUAAUGGAAAUACAAAGAGGUCUGAUUAAACACGGAUUUAUAAGACAAGAUUAAUGUAACCGGACUAAAACAUUACAGUACAAUGCAGUGGUUAUAACCGUGCCUCACCUGUUGAGUUUAACCGUCAGUCUGGAUGAGUCGAUGAGGAAAACUCGAUCACAGCUCCAAAAACAGAUCAUCUUCAGUCCUGAUUUAUCUGUUUUCUCCUCUAAAGAUAAACCUUAUUGUAAAUCCACAACUGAUAUUCUUAAUUUUAAGGCUCAUAAUUAAACAGAUUUAUUCUCAUAAAUUUGGACUUUUUACCUUUAAAGAUUGAUUCUUGUUUUUUUUCCAACUAUAGUUUCAUAAAUUUUCUGUAACAUUUUAUUCUGUUAUAUUUACAGCUUUUCUCUCCCAGAUUCUUAUUUGUCUUUAUUUAUUGUCUUAAAUUUAUCCUGUAAAAUUAGGAACUAAAUCUCUUGAAUGAAGAAAUUUGAUAAAAGUGAAUUUAUGACUUUUUCUCUUAAGGUUUUGGAUGGAUUUGGACUGGAUGCCUGUUUGCGACUUUUAUCGUCUAAAUUUGGGACUUUUCUCGUUUUUACAGUUUCAUUUUCAUAAGUUUGUGACUUAAAUCUCAUAAAUUUAUCACCUUAUUCCCACAUCUCAACAAAACUAAUAAUGUUGACAUUAAUUUUCUUUAACUUGUGACCUUUUAAAACUUUUUUUUACUCUUUUUCUUGAAGUUAACAUUUCCAUUUUUAUUCUUGAACAUCUUCGAGUUCAUUCCUGUAAACUUGCUGUUAAUUUUUUCGUCAUAAAUAUCAGUCUUUGUUUUUGUGAAUUUAAGAAUUUGAUCUCUAAAAUUAAAACUAUCAUCUUGUUUAUUUACUUCUUUUUGUUUUGUGACGAUCUUUAAAGGAAUUAAAAGUUUCACAUCCUCCUGUUCAAAGUUGGCGUCCCGUUAAAAACACGUUUAAAAAGAAAAGAUUUAAAAGAGCUACAUAUUCACGGAGCAAUAUGGCAGUAAUUCAGCAGAACCAGGAAGCCUCCUGUAACAAGCUCAGGGCUCCUCGGGGCCCCAUCCUUCAUACGAUCACACACAGGGGCCCCUGAUGCCGAGGGGUUGGAGUGAGGUCAGAAUACCAAGUGAGAGGAGGAGAGAGCGGCAGGACGGUUUAAAGCGAGGGGACUCCUGGUUCCCCGGUGGUAAAGUUCAGAGUUGGUCUGCCCCGAGGUUCUGAGCUCGGCUCUGUGGUUGGUCGGUUUUCUUUGAGCUUCAGAGGACGGACAUCUGGAAACACGGCGAGUCAAGAAAACUCUCCUCCGUGACUUAUAGAUAUGGUAAUAACACGCUGCAGGGAGACUGACGUUUCUUCUGCUGUCGGACAUAAAUCCAGCUCCAAAUAGUUACCAUGACGGCGGUACGAACCGUCCUGAGCAGAGGAGAGGUCCUUCAAAAGACCUCAGAGAACACAAACUAGAAAUCACCUCCUAACAGAUCCGAUCUGCUUAUUUCCACUCCAGGGUCCCGGGAAGGCGGGGACACACUGCGCCCUGGACUGCGGCUGCGGGAUCGGCCGGGUCAGCAAAGGCGUCCUCCUUCCUGUGUUUGAGAAAAUGGAGAUGGCGGACAUGAUGGAGCACUUCCUGCUCCACGCUCACGAGGAGUACCUGGGCGACGACGCCGACCGCAUCGAGACGUACUACUGCUACAACCUGCAAGAGUUCACCCCCCCGAAGAACAAAUACGACGUCAUCUGGAUGCAGUGGGUGGCGUGUGAGUAGUUACUCUUUCGUAUUUUAACUACCUGGUCAAACUGUGAGUACAAAGAGUAAAUAAACCUGACUGUCAGGAUUUACCUCUGCAGGUCACCUGACAGACAAAGACCUGAUGAACUUCCUGUUCCGCUGUAAGAAGAGUCUGCGUCCAAACGGGGUCAUCAUCAUGAAGGACAACAUGGCGCGGCAGGGCUGUAAACUGGACCCCAUCGACAGCAGCAUCAGCCGCCACCUGGACAUCAUGAGGGUCAUCAUCGCCAAGGCCGGCCUGGAGAUCCUGGCCGUGGAGAAGCAGGAGGGACUCCCAGAGGUCAUCAUGCCGGUCUGGAUGAUCGCCAUGAAAUAAAAGGUGAGACUGUCGCGGCGGAGAGGUUCAGGUUAUCGUUGAAUCGGGCCCACUGAGAUUUUAGUUCUGCUGUGGAAACAUCGAUGGACUCAGCCGGACUGAGUUCAUGAUGAGUUAAAGUGAAAAUCUCCACCGUAAACCAAACUAAAAAAAAGUCAUUUUAUUAUUGGGUCUAAUGGGGGUUAAGGAGCUCUUGAGCCAGCCUCUAGUGGACACUCAAGGAACUGCAUGUCUUUGCACUUCAACAUCAGCUUAUAACACCAGCGGCUGCUGCUUGGUAGCAAAGUGAAAGACUGUCAUGAGACCGAGCUCUGACGGAUGUAACCGGUUCAGGAGCUUCAAGACGACUUCUCGGUAUUUCUUGUAAGCGAGGCUAACGUCGACGUCGUUAGCAGGUUCGAGACUGAGACUACGACAGCAAAUUAUGGUGCGUUCAGUUCCCUCAGAAGUCGGACUUGGGGAUGGUGUUACACCCGAGUUGGUGUUCCAGUUAACAAGUUGGAAAACUAGGGUUGACGUCUACAGUUACUGGUUGUUAGCUGUUGUUUACAAUCGUCAGCUGUUGUUUGUUGUUGUUAGCGAUACCAGUUGUAAACAACACAUAACGCAGUAUUUUUCUCGUACAAACACCACAGCACUGUGUUCACAGUUAGACGUCGGGCAGAACAACAUAAACCACUUAUUCAAUUUCACAAAAACAAAACAGAAGUGUUAAUAAAUAAAACAUUACGAGAGCUUUCACUGUUACUCUUUACUGUCGAUGAACUGCGCUGCCAUCUUGGAUUAUGACGUUGUCGUUAAGUCAGGGUUGGAGAGGAUUGUCUGACUUUCUGAGUCAGAAAUCCGACUUCAGGGGGGCGUUCCAGAUGAAUUUCCGACUUCAAGCUCGGAAAUCCCGACUUCCAAGUACAACUGAAACGCAGCAUUAGAAGAAGUCUGAUGACACAACACGUCAUCAUCUAAAAGCAGCUGCCUGAGCGUCACUGGAGGUCUGUGAAGGUUCAACACGAUUUGACCAGGAUUAAGUAGAUUCAAAAGCAUCAGUAUUUAUUUUACAUCAUGAUUUAUUUCCUUUAGCAUCUCAGUUUAAAUGUUUUUAUUUCAAUCAGCUGAUAUCUUAGACUAAUCAAGAGAACUAAAGUAUCUUUAAACUGGGCGUUAAUCAGCCUGGAGCUCUUUAUAUAUUAAACAUGAUCAGUGAUACAGUCUGUUAAUCUCUCUCUCUCUCUCUCUCUCUCUCUCUCUCUCUCUCUCUCUCUCUCUCUCUCUCUCUCUCUCUCUCUCUCUCUCUCUCUCUCUCUCUCUCUCUCUCUCUCUCUCUCUCUCUCUCUCUCUCUCUCCCUCUCUCUCUCUCUCGGUCAGGUGACCUUUCAGCCUAUCGGGCCGUUCUUCCUCCAAAAGGUCAACGCCACGGAUCAAUUUUACACCACGCCGUCUCCAGAUGGGUUCAGGCCAAAGUGACUGAGCUGCCCACCGCAAGGCAUGCUGGGUAAAUUAAUUCAACCUGAUAUCCAGACACAGAUCACAUGCUAACACCAGGUGGAGAUGAGUCAGUCGGCGUCGCGUUAGGUUCUCUGUCCAAACUUAGUUCAGGAUGUUGUAAAUAUGAACUCUGUCUUUCUGUAAGUAUGUGUUUUAUACUCGGGCUUGUAAUAUCGCAGGUUAGUGGAAAUGUAGUUUUUAUAUUGAUUCCUUACGUGUCAUUUUCUCUGUAAUGAGCUUAAACUCAGACCUUGACUGUUAAUGUUCCUUUAAAGAACUUUAUUUUUAUGUUUUAGAGCGGAAAUGUUCUGCGUUCACUCAAGAAGAAAGUCUCUCAGUUUGGAAAUUUCUCUUUAAUUCUUUAACCGUAAAGUGACUUUGAUGUUUUUCCGUAUUUUCGCGCUUCACUCUGUAUAUUUGCUUAAACUGAGCUGGAGGUUUUCGCUGCUUUUGAGGAAUAAAAACUCAACAACACACGGAUGUCAUUUCAGAUUUUUUUGGAGUCUCUCUUUUCAUGUUUGAUAUUUUUCAUCCCAACAAAAGCUAACAGGAUUAGCGAUGGGCGAUCAGGGGUGGUUAUUUUAAUCACGGCUGAAACACUGAACAGUUUCUGCUCGUCCUGUUCAGACCCUCUGAAAUCAUUAGGGUAAUCUCCUAAGUAUUAUUACUGUUAUUAUUUUUCUCCAGGCUAACAGCAGAAGCAGCACAUUGUUUUGGGUUAAUGACUUUCAGAUGGGCCCCUGAGGUGGACGCUCGGCUUGAUUAUUUCCUGCUUUUGACAGACAGUGCCUGCUUUCAUAUCUGCCCUGGCUUCAUUUCAGGCCUGUCAGAUGUUGUCUGCAUAAAACACAUCCAGGAGUCGCCUCAAAUAUUCACGGUUUGCGUGCGUAAGCGCCCGACAGGAGCGGUUCGGGGCUGUUCCUCCCUCAGCUUCUAUGAAAGGAUAGUUUGUCAAUGAGCGGCCUGGCACCGAGAGAGCGAGCACAAGAUCAUCAAAGUGUGGAGGUGUGCGAUGGCGUGAGCUGAUCUCCGCGGUGUGUUUCUCUCGUCAGAAUGACUCUUUUGAGACGUGAAAAUCCCAAACACAUUUUCCACAUCCCGUAUGAAUUAAAGAUCAAAAUGCCCCAAAGUCAAACUCGCAGGUAUUUUUUCACUCCUCCGGCAAAUAGCAGCCAAAUGUGCUGUCACCUUUUCAGGAGUGGUUAACAUCGCUGACAGUCAACGCCAUCAUUUCUAAUACUCCUCAACGCAUUCUGCAGCCGCACGGCAGCACUUUGAAUAUAUUAGCGGGGGUAACGCUAAUUUGUCCCGUCACGUCAGCAGAGCCCGGGUUUGGGCCUGAGUCCAGACAGAGUACAGUGUGUGGACCGAGUGUAAACACCCCGACGUAAGAGUUCAGAUCACAGCCAGAGCGCUGACGGGAGAUUUGAUCAUCAAAACAAACAUCUCAGAUGACUUUUACCGGGAUCCCUGGACUCGUCUCAAACACGCCGCCUGCUCCAUCAUCCUCAUCGACGCCUCGUUUUAACACGACAGCAGCUUAGCGGGAAGUUCAACCUCAGGAACAACUCAAACCCCGAGAUUUUUAAGUAAGUUUUUAAGUAAUUGGACAUUUAUAGGACGACACAUGUGCAGCUAAUUUCAGAAAGAGACAUUUCUGAAACGUUGGCGACCGCUGACAGUUAUCGCUUUCUGGGAUUGUGGUCAGCGAUACAGGACGACCAGCCGAGACUUUCCUGUUUGUCAUUUGUUAGAGUCCAGCUAACAACUUUUUUUAACAACUAAGCAAAAUCUCCUUCCAUGUGGUGCGGACUAUUAUGUCUUCAUUUCGAAACCAACCGUUUAUCUGCAACAAGUUCACCUGUUCGUAUUCUCACCGCCUCCAUCGAUCUAUUUUAUUGUUUUUGAAUGAACUUUUCCGUUAAGUUUAUGUCAGUGCGAAGUCUGUUUACAGUCUAUGGUAGGACGCCAAAGCUAGCUAGCUUAUAACAAAACGUCGGCUGGCAGCAUCAUAAAAAAUUAGCCUCAGACCUUUAGAGUGUAAGACAAGACAAGUAGUGUGACUUGUGUACGAUCAUCUUAACGUUAAUUAACGGUUUUGCUAAAUAGAUCACAAAUAAACUCUACAUACCUCUGCAUCUUCAGCCAGUAGAAGGAGGAGAAAGCGUUGUCAGCGCCGAUUGAAUGAGCGAUGAACGUUCAUUUUAUUGCUGAUUUUACCUCAAAAGUGGAUGAACGAGCGCAGCCAAAAGGUGGCGGUAAUGAGCUGAUGCAGAGCUAGCCGACGACAAAUUGGCGUAGAAGAAGAAAUCGCGUCGAAACCCCAUAUGGGGGUUAGGGGUUUAGGGAUUGAGCGAUUCAUUUCAGACUCAGUCGAAGUGUAACACCUCUAAACAAAGGAAGUGAUGUGUGACUGUUGCUAGGAAACACUUGAAGGACUUGGGUUUUGUCCAAUCACAAACAAGGAGUACGGUCGUUCCGUUGGCUUUCUGAACUCUUCUUUGCAGAGAGUGAAUAAUUUUCUGUUAGAGAAAUAUUUUUCAUGUUUGUUUUUGUCUUUUAACAAAUUAUUUUUUAAAAUAAGUUUAAAUUUAUAUAAAUGUAUUGAAGCUUUUUGUUUUACCUUUUAACAAAUUUUUUUUGCAAAGAUUUUUGCUUUGCGCUUUUUAUUGCUGACAAUUAAAAAAUAUACUUUGGAAAAUCUUAAAAUAUGCACACUUUUUGUUCGUUUAAAUAUUUACUUGCAGUUUUGAAAAUAAUUUAGUGUUUGAAUUAAAAACUAAAAACUAUUUUUAUGUGCAGAGAGGUUUUUGUCCACAGGGGGCGCCAGAUCACCUCAAACAAAGAGUUCCUCCCAGGAGCUUUAAACCUCUUUCCUCCUGCGCCGUCUAAAAUCCUCUCCUUUACUCAUAAAAACACAGGCUGUGUCUCAUUUCAGAGACCGCAUCAGGAUAAGCGCACUUAAAGUUGUAAAUUUAGGAGAAUAAAGUCAUAAAGCUGCUUUUGUGGAGGGGGAAAUGACUGAAGCUGGUCAUCUGCAGGGUAAUCUGUGGAUGUAUCAGCGGGUCAUUCAGAGAGAUUUUGUGGUUUCUGAAGAAACAAUCAAACUGAUGAUGAUCAACAUUUGUGAUCCAGAGGGAGUCGAGCUCCGACGAGCACCACGUCUCUGACACCGACGGUAGCCUACACCUGCAGAGACACCAACACCUUAUUAUGGCAUAUGGAUUCAUAUCAUAAACUAAAGCUCAAUGUCAUUCACGGAUAUUUACGGCUGCAUUGACAGAUAUAUCCUCAGCAUAUUCAUUUCUGCCUCCACAAAAGCAGCGAUUUCCUUCCAGUACACCAGUUUUUUUCCCCGUGGAAAAGACGUAUUUCUCAUAUAUUCUUUUUUUAAAGUCUUUAUACUUAUGACAAUGUGAUGCUGAUGUGCCAGAGGAUGAAGUAUCUCCUUGUUUGUGAAACCUAUACUGAAGCACAGUUCCUUCAAAUGCUUCAUGGUCCUAAUUUUAACAAGUCUCCUCUGAAAUAACAGGAAACUUUAAAACUAUAUUCUCAUAAAUUCACGACUUAAAUCUUCUUUAAAGUCUUCAGUCUAAAUAUGGCCCUCAUACUCCUUCAUACAAAACAAUCAUUGGAUGAAUUGUGCUUGUAUGUAUCUACUAUUUUGUGUCUGUGCGAGGUCGCACACUUAAAAAAUAAAUGCUGAGCUCCGCGGGUUUUCUUUAAGUCAGUCGUGACGCGAGCCUGAGGGCGGGGACAUUUGGCGACUCCACCAGGAAGUCCUCCGAAGGUCUCCAAAUGCCAGUCUUGUUCCUGUAAAGGAAUAUUGUCUUAAUUUUAACUGAAUCAGUGAUUUGACAACACAUUUUUACAACUUUGAGAGGUAGAUUAAAACUCCAAAAAUGUUCAUGAACCCACUUUAGUUUUUGUUGUUGUAAAGAUAAAAAACAGAUUUAGUUCAAAACAAAAAGAAAAAAAGAUGAGACCAUGAGGCUUUUAUCGUCCUCCGUCUCUGUGUUUACCUCCGGAGCCAGCCUCUCCCGCCUUGUUACGCCGGCGUCUCAGGAUGACCUCCAGCCCGCUGUCCUUAUUCCCGGGCGGUGACGGCCCUGACUCCUGAGAUCCUCGGCUGGGACUGCGCUUCACCGUCUCCUGCGGGAAAACACAACCGUCACUGCAGAGACUUGACUGUCCGCCAACACAGAUUAAGAUUAAGAUUAUUUAUUAUCCACGUUAGAGGUUGUGUAAACCUGGAUAAUCUGACCUAUCUUAACUAAUGAAUUUACUUGUUCUUGCACCUGCAGCUGGAUUUAUCGAUGGAGGUGAGACCCCUGGUAGGGCUGACAUAAUAUCAGAUUUUCCUGUCAUGGAAAACUUGACGAUAAAUAAAACAUCUCCAUCAGUAAAACCGAGAGUGGAGCAUGUUUUUAUUCAUGUCUAAAAAUAUUCAGAUUUAUGAUCCAUCAUCAGCUCUCUGACUGAAGACAUUAUUUAACAUUUGUUUGUCAUGCUUUUAUUUUGGUAGGUACAUUAGGGUGUUAGAUGUCUACCGCACUGCGCCACCGGAGACCAUCCACAGUUGGGGAUGAGCUCUGCGUGGUUUUAUCUUGGUACUUUUGCUCCUGGACUUUAAAAUUCAUCCUGAAUUUCGUAAAAUAAAAACAAACACAAGCUCCAGCUUUCAAUUGCAAUUUAUUUCAAGUGACGCUAAAAUGAAAAUCUAUGUUUAAAAAACUUAUAAACACUCCACGAGGACCUGUUAGAGUAUGUCCCAGCUGCAGGUUGUCUGAAGGCCUGUGCCAAGCCUUGAUAUGCAUAAUAUUCAGGCCUGUGGUAUUAAUAACAACUCUGAUGGGUUUUUUAAUGUGCAGCUUAACAGUCGAGUAACAUCUGGUCCUUUGCAUGUUAAUAAAAUACACUCAAUGAAUGGAACGAAAGCACUUUUCAAUGUGAUUCUGUGUUAUAAGAAAGAAUGACAAGGUGUGAAAGCAUCAUAUAAAUGUGCCCAAUGUAAUUGCAUACUUCUUAAAAUUGUUCCACAUGUCAGGAAGGCUAUAUAUAGAAAAAAUUCUCAAUAGGGCCCUCAUACUCCUUCAUACAAAACAAUCAUUGGAUUAAUUUUGUGGGAAUGAUCUGGGCUUGUAUGUAUCUACUAUUUUGUGUCUGUGCAAGGUCGCACAAUUAAAACAAUACAUGCUGCGCUCCGCAGCUUUUUUUCUAGUCAGUCGUGACGUAAGCCUGAGGGCGGGGACAUUUGGAGACCUUCGGAGGACUUCCUGGUGGAGUCGCGCUUAGCAUUUCUUAGCGUCUCGUGCCAAAUGGGACACC